This is a messenger RNA of Chaetomium globosum CBS 148.51, 297 nucleotides long. RefSeq lists its product as uncharacterized. The record is from RefSeq and is a predicted model, not a curated record. Bases 1 to 297 code for a protein of 98 amino acids. NCBI's taxonomy places the organism in Eukaryota, Fungi, Ascomycota, Sordariomycetes, Sordariales, Chaetomiaceae. The transcript has 2 exons.
AUGUUGCUUUGCCCGGAGGAACUGGCCGUUGACGAUGAGUGUCUCGAAGUUGGGCUUGGCAGUGGUGGUGCACGGACGGUCUGUUGGGGCCUCGACGGCCUAUCAGCUGUGGGGCCGCCCCCGGUUUACAAGGGCUUCAGAGGGCAACACGGCAACGAGAUGCAGCCCGUCCCAGCUCUGCGCCCUCGACAGCUGCACGUACAGGCUCAUGAAGCUGGGUCGAGUCGCUGUGCCGCCAAAGUGACGCCUUUGAGGUUGACGAGGACGUCCGAGAAUUGUUUUCCCUGGCUCUUCUGA